This is a messenger RNA of Momordica charantia (bitter melon), 1869 nucleotides long. RefSeq names its product single-stranded DNA endonuclease family protein. The record is from RefSeq and is a predicted model, not a curated record. NCBI's taxonomy places the organism in Eukaryota, Viridiplantae, Streptophyta, Magnoliopsida, Cucurbitales, Cucurbitaceae. Gene Ontology annotation, molecular function: 5'-flap endonuclease activity.
AAAAACACAAAGAGUUCUCAUUUUGUCGAAAGAAAGGACCCGCAAACCUGUUUGUUACGCGCCCACUGGAGAAAUGGGAGUAAAGAACUUGUGGGAUAUCUUAGAAUCGUGCAAAAAAACUCUCCCACUUCACCGACUUCAGAAUAAGAGGUUAUGCAUCGAUCUCUCAUGUUGGAUGGUUCAGCUUCAAAAUGUAAGCAAAUCGCACUCUUGUCUGCAUAAGAAGAUUUACCUACAAGGGCUCUUUCACCGCCUUCGAGCUCUCAUUGCCUUGAAUUGCAGCAUCAUUUUCGUUACAGAUGGUUCAAUUCCUGGCAUCAAACUGUCAACUUAUAGACGCCGCUUGAACAAUGGAAGUGAGGUUGCUCAAAAUGACGCAAAUUCGCAGCAAAUACCCUCACUGAAAAGGAACAAGGGUUCUGAGUUUUCUUUAAUGAUAAAAGAGGCAAAAGCCUUAGGACUGGCCCUUGGUAUCCCCUGUCUAGAUGGGAUUGAGGAAGCUGAAGCACAAUGUGCAUUACUAAAUUCAGAAUCAUUAUGUGAUGGAUGUUUUACUUCAGAUUCAGAUGUUUUCCUUUUUGGUGCUAGGACAGUGUAUAGGGAUAUCUGCCUUGGAGACGGCGGUCAUGUAGUUUGUUAUGAAAUGGCUGACAUUGAAAGACAACUGGGAUUUGGAAGAAACUCAAUGGUUACUUUGGCCCUACUUCUUGGCAGUGACUACUCGCAAGGAGUUUAUGGCCUGGGUCGUGAAUCUGCUUGUCAGAUUGUUAAAGCUGUAGGAGAUGGUGCUGUCCUUCAAAAAAUUGCAUCUGAGGGACUGUCUUUCACAAAGAAGGGGAAAAAUUCCAAGAAGCAAGGACUUUCUAAGUCUGGAGAUGGACAGUGUCUGCAUAAAUGUGAUCACUUUUUGAAAGUCAUUGAUGCCUAUUUGAAACCCAAAUGCCACUCGGCUGAUUCUGAUGCUGUGACUAGGGUACUUGUUCAGCAUCCUUUUCAACGCAUCAAACUUCAGCAGAUAUGUGCUGAGCUUUUUACAUGGCCUCCUGAGAAAACAGAUGAGUACAUUCUUCCAAAGAUUGCGGAAAGAGACCUACGACGAUUUGCUAAUCUUCGUUCUAACACAUCAGCACUCGGGUUCAACAUUCCACUCCAAGAGAUACCAGCAAAUUGUCCUGUUUCUGGAAUUGUCAAGCAUAGAAAAGUCCAGGGCAGCGACUGCUUCGAGGUCUCUUGGAAAGAUUUAAAUGGACUUGAUUCAUCUAUUGUACCAGCGGAUCUCUUGCAGAGUGCCUGUCCCGAGAUGAUUGUAGAAUUUGAAGAGCAAAAAGCUCAAGGGAUGAAACAAAAUAGGCGCAAAACUAAAACAAAGAAGUCAGAGGCUGCUGUGGCUGAAAUUGACAAAAGACUCCAAACUCUCUUGCUUCAGAUCGAAUCCGAAAGCAGGGCAGUUCAUAGCCUCUCCCUCUCCCAUACUCCAAUAGUUUCGGAGAGCAGUACUUCUGCUACUGGUGUUGAUGAAAUGAACCAAGAGGAUUUUCUUGAUGUUGAACCAACCAUCAUUGAUCGUACUCGUAGCACAGAGAGGAUUGAGGUCAUUGAUCUCUUAAGCCCUUCACCUGCAAUUCAAACCAGCAAAGUUUCAAAAUUUCAACAGGAAAACAGUGAGAAGAUUGAUGUAAUUGAUUUGAGCGAUGCAGAGAGUGAUCGGUCACCUGAACAUGAGAGGAAGGCGAGAGAAUUGAGAGCAUUCCUUGUUUCUUUGAGGAGUAAAUGACAUCCUCUGGUUGGCCAUUAGUGUAGAUUAUGUAUAUUGCAAGACGAGUCGGAACAUUACAGAAGGAAUAUGAUCCAGAAUCUGGCCUUCAUUAA